Molecule: messenger RNA, 1035 nt
Organism: Cuscuta campestris
Lineage: Eukaryota; Viridiplantae; Streptophyta; Magnoliopsida; Solanales; Convolvulaceae
Source: the annotation of a GenBank genome assembly
CGCAGCUGUUUGUCAUUAGAUUCUGGAUUCUAAUUGAAACACCGGUGUCGGCGAAGGAACAAGGCGGAGAAGAACAUGUAUCAUCCGUCUAGAGGCGGCGUUCGCGGUGGUCGCGACCAGUUUAGCUGGGAUGAUGUAAAAGCGGAUAAGCAUCGUGAGAAUUAUAUUGGACACAGUGUCAAUGCUCCAGUUGGAAGAUGGCAGAAAGGCAAAGAUCUUUUUUGGUAUGCACGUGACAAGAAAUCUCUACAAAUGGAUCCAGAUGCAGCAAAAGAAGAGAUAAGACGGAUCAAAGAGGAGGAGGAGAAAGCCAUGCUGGAGGCUUUAGGAUUAGCUCCCAAACGUGCUGCCCAACAUCAAGGUAACAGGCUAGACAAGCAUGAGUUCUCUGAGCUGGUGAAACGAGGCUCUACGGCAGAUGACCUGGGAGCAGGCCAUGCUGAAGCUGCUCAUGUUCAAGGCCUUGGGUUUUCAAGAGGGCAUCAGCCAUGGAAGGAAUCAUCAAGUUCUGGGCCUAUUGUGUCAUCUAGCGAGAUGCGGGAGCCUUCUGAGACCAGAAUCGGGCCCAAGCUGGAGGAAUCCAUAACGAAGGAGGAAGAACGGUCAAAAGAUGAAAGAAGCCAAAAGAAGAGACAUCAUGAAGAUAAGAAACGGGAGAAGCAUGACAGGCACGAGAAACGACAUUCCCGUAACUCAGAUGGUGAAAGGAAAAGACAUAGGAGGGACAAGGAGAAGAGAAGACAUGAUUCUGAUUAAGUUGCCUUUGACGUGUAUGUAUAAAGUCAAUAUCAAAACAUUCCUACGGAGAAACCAAACAUUCCUACGAGUACAUUAUGUGUGUUUUAUGGUAUUUUGAUUACGCUUCUCAAGUUCCGGAAUUCAAAAUAUUUUGAGUUGAAUUGUUUUUCUUAUCGCCUUAGCAUUAUGGUUGAUGAGGAGGUCUAGACAUUCAUGUUUUCUUGAACGGUUGGACGUAAAGUAACACAGCGAGAAGUUGGUGUGAAGACAACUACUCAGUAAAUUGAAUUUGAAUUU